CCGACGGCCGCGCCCGCGCCCCGGCCCGCGCGGAUUGGCCGACCUCGCGGCCAGGUGAGGCAGCCCCGCCCCUCGGCUCCAGGUGCGGCGGUGGGACCGCGGCCGCGGCCCGGGCCGGGACGGGCGGCCGAGGCGCCAUGGCCGAGUCCCAGCUGAGCUGCCUGGACGAGGCGCACGUGAACGAGAGGGUGACCGAGGCGCAGGCCGCCUUCUACUACUGCGAGCGGCGGCGGGCCGCGCUGGAGGCGCUGCUGGGCGGCGGCGAGCAGGCCUACCGCGAGCGGGUCAAGAAGGAGCGGCUUCGGGACUUCCUCUCCAGCCAGGAGCGCCAGGCCCUCCGCGCCGCCUGGAGCCCCUACGAGGAUGCCGCCGCCGCCGCCGCCGCCGCCGCUCGGGGCAAGGGCAAGGCCAAGGCCAAGGCCCCGGCCCCGGCCCCAGCCCAGGCCUCUGCGGAGCCCGGAGAGUCCCUCGCCUACUGGCCCGACCUCUCCGACACCGAGGUGCCCCCGCUGGACCUGGGCUGGACCGACACCCGCGUCUACCGUGGCGUGAACCGCGUCACCCUCUUUACCCACCCCCCCAAGGAGGAGAAGGCGCCCCACCUCAAGGAGGUGGUCAGGCAGAUGAUCCAACAGGCACAGAAGGUCAUUGCUGUGGUCAUGGACCUCUUCACUGAUGGUGAUAUCUUCCAAGACAUCGUGGAUGCUGCGUCUAAGCGCCGGGUCCCGGUGUAUAUCAUCCUGGAUGAGGCAGGCGUAAAGUUUUUCCUGGAGAUGUGUCAGGGCCUGGAGCUUGCUGACUACCGUAUUCGGAACAUCCGUGUCCGCUCUGUGACAGGUGUUGGCUUCUACAUGCCCAUGGGGAAGGUCAAGGGGACCCUGUCAUCAAAGUUCCUAAUGGUAGAUGGUGAAAAAGUAGCCACUGGAUCUUACAGGUUCACCUGGAGCUCCUCCUACGUGGACAGGAACCUUCUCCUCCUCCUGACGGGGCAGAACGUGGAGCCCUUUGACUUGGAGUUCCGGGAGCUGUAUGCCAUCUCUGAGGAGGUGAACUUGUACCAGGAGCUGAGCCUGGCGGGAGGUGCCGGGAGGCUCGGCCCCAACUACUCCUCCACCGUGGCUCGCAAGCUGAUCAACCCCAAGUACGCCCUGGUGGUAGGCAGCCGCCAUCCGCCGGGCGAGAUGAUGCGCUGGGCCGCCCGGCAGCAGCAGGAUGCGGGGGGCGACCCCGAGGGGCAGGAGGAGGGCAGCAGAGGCGGCGAGGCGGCCCGGCGCCUGGAGAACUUCCUGAGUGACCUGGUCACGCUGGAGCAGGUGCUGCCCCCCGUGGAGCCCGUUCCCUCUGGAGAGCUGAUUCGGAAGGACGGCAGGGCGAUCUCCCACCUGCACAUGGACCUGAAGCCCAAACCCCGCGAGGCGCUUGUCCGAAACGGCAAGGGAGAAGCCGCCAACGGGGAGGCCACUCCGGCCAAGGAGGGCAAGCGCUUUAGCAACAGGUUCUUCAGUCGCCGGGCCAAGAGGCCCACGGCGCCCAAUGGCACAGCCAGCUCCCUCUCCACCGAGACCUUUGCGGAAGUGGAGUUUGUGCCGGGGAAGAAGUCCAACGAGGGCUCCAGCGCUGACAUCUCAGGCAAAACGAAUCCCAGUCCUUCCAAGGCCAGCAAUUGCGUGAUCUCCUAAGCCACACAGGCCAGCAGUGGGCAGGACCUGUGGAUGACCCAGCCCUGUCCUAUGGAGAAUACAGGUCAAACCCUGCGCCAGUUUGCACUUCGGACCCUUACUUGCUUCCUGCCCAACAGCCUCCAUCCUGGCCUCAGGGACCCUCAAUCCCAGAUGUGAGAGUCGGCAGCACAUCAAGACAAUCACACGCCACCGCCGUGAGACUGUCGCCGCCGGGCAGGGGUCACUCCUUCUUGUUUACAUGAAGUGGAAGCUUGA
Messenger RNA from Felis catus (domestic cat), 1937 nucleotides. It is a transcript of the gene SACK1F, whose product is annotated as family with sequence similarity 83 member F. The record is from RefSeq and is a predicted model, not a curated record. The coding region runs from base 138 to 1679 and encodes 513 amino acids. The transcript has 5 exons. NCBI's taxonomy places the organism in Eukaryota, Metazoa, Chordata, Mammalia, Carnivora, Felidae.